This is a messenger RNA of Odocoileus virginianus texanus, 2639 nucleotides long. Lineage: Eukaryota; Metazoa; Chordata; Mammalia; Artiodactyla; Cervidae. The record is from RefSeq and is a predicted model, not a curated record.
UGACUAGAGAAUCUCAUGGACAUAGGAGCCUGGCGGGCUACAGUCCUUGGGGGUCACAAAGAGUCGGACAGGACCAAAGUGACUCAGCAGGCAUGCAGCCAUACAAUUCACCUACCUAAUGAGUACAGUUCAGUGGUUUUAGUGUAUUUACAGUCUUGCGCAACCAUCCCUACAAUCAUAGAAUAUUUUUGUAGCUGGUUUUUCAAGUCACAAGACUGGAUGAAAGAGGAGACUAAGGACAGAGCCCUGGGGCACCAUGUGGAGAGGUUGUGGAAAUGAGUGGGGACUGGAAGCCAAGAAGAGAAGAAGGUGGUUUAAGAAGGAGGAAGCUAUCAUAAGGCACAGGGCAAGUGAGAUGAGGAGGAAACUGAUCAUUGUUUUUAGGCACGUGGGAAUGACCGGAACAAGAGCAGUUGCACUGGCCCAGUGGGAGUGCAGGCCAGAUCAGAGAGGGGGUUAAGUGAGAACAAGAGAAGAGGACCUGCAGAGAGCUGGUGCAGGCGCUCUGUCAGGGAGUAAAGAGGAGCAGAGAAGCGGGGCAGUUGCUGGGGUGGGGUGGGGUGGUCGCAUCAAUUCCCGAGCCGAGCCGUGUCUGAGGAGGGGAGAGGAUAUGGGACCUGGAGCACGGCAUGGCCUUCCCUAAGCCGGACGUUUUCAUCCUGAAGAGUAAGAGAAGGUGGGGAUGAGACAGACACGGGCAGGUGCGAAGAUGCGGUAGGAGUUUAUGGGCGUUCUCUUCCAAUUUUAAAACAUUUUCUGGGUGAGAAAUGAAACCAAUCAUCAGCUGCAGGGUUCUGUUCUGGUGAGGGGCGAGGCACACAGGAAGAAGGCAACGUGUGUGUCUGAUGGAGAAAACGAAGGAGUCUGAUGGUGGCGAAGGAGGGAGUUGUCAGGAAAGGCCUUAUCAAGAGAUCUCCGGAUGACAGGGCGCAGCCGUGUGUUGGCCAUGCGGCACAUCGGGGGUGUGUCUCCCGUACUGGUGCAGAGGGACCUCUUUCUGACCAGGACUCUCUGCAGCCACGGCCCCAGCCAGCCCAGAGAGAAGAGGCCCGAGGAGGUGGCCCUGGGGCUGUACCACCGUCUCACCGCACUAGGAGCAGCCCUGGGCCACAGCAUUCGGCAGCGGGCGUCCUCCACGGCCAAGACUUGGUGGGACAGAUAUGAAGAGUUUGUGGGACUCAAUGAGGUUCGAGAGGCCCAGGGAAAUGUCACCGAGGCAGAAAAAGUGUUCAUGGUGGCUCGAGGGCUUGUCCGGGAGGCUCGCGAGGACUUGGAAGGUCAGCAGACCAAGCUGAAGGAGGUGAGGGACCGCCUGGACCGCAUCUCCAGAGACGAUAACCAGUACCUGGAGCUGGCCACUCUGGAGCACAGGAUGCUGCAGGAGGAGAAGCGGCUUCGUAUAACCUACCUGCGCGCGGAAGACUCUGAGCGAGAGAAGUUCUCCCUCUUCUCUGCAGCUGUGCGGGAAAGCCACGAGAAGGAGCGCACUCGGGCGGAGAGGACCAAGAACUGGUCACUCAUUGGGUCAGUCCUGGGGGCCUUGAUCGGUGUGGCUGGAUCCACCUAUGUGAACCGUGUGCGGCUCCAGGAGUUGAAGGCUUUGCUCCUGGAGGCCCAGAAGGGGCCUGUGAGCCUCCAGGAAGCCAUCCGUGAACAGGCAUCCAGCUACUCGCUCCAGCAGAGGGACCUCCGUGACCUCGUGGCAGACCUGAAGGGCCUGGUGCAAGCUGGGACCUCGCAGAGCUCUUUUUCCCAGGCAGGUUCUUCCCCAACCCGAGACAGAGACACAGAUGUCCUUUCAGCUGCCAUGAGAGAGCAGCUCAGCCAUUCUAGGCAGGUCCGUUCACGUCUAGAGGGUUUACGAGAGCAGCUUGAUGGCCUGGAAAAGACCAUGAGCCAAGUGGCUGGGGUGGUUCAGCUCGCAAAGGCUGCAGCACACCCGGGCCUGGUGGAGUCUGCAGACGGGGCUCUGCCUGCUUCCCUGCUGGAACAGGGGAGUGUGAUCAUGGCGCUGUUGGACACGGAGCAGAGGCUGGAAGCCCAGGUCAAUAGGAACACCGUCUAUGGCACGCUGGUCACCUGCGCGACGUUUGUGGCCAUCCUGCCUGUACUUUAUAUGCUGUUCAGGGCCAGCUAGCCCCCUGGACCCUCCUCCAGAGGGAGGGGGUAUGGAUGUGGAUUUAGUUAGAGAAUGAAGCAAUGAAGUGAACUUCCGGGGGUGUACUCAGCCUGAGUGUGACCUCACCGGCAGACGUCCUUUGAUUUUUAGGCAACACUAAUUGACGUUAACUAGCAAAUAUUUGUGCUCAUGUCUUUCAAUUUUGUCUUAUUAAAAGUCUUUCAUUUUGUCUUAUUUAAAGUAAUGUAUGUUAGACUGAGUUUUGUCCAUUGAACAUUCAGAUUUGGAACUCGAGGGUUGGGCCUGAAAGUAAGAUAAUAAUCACCCCCCUUAUAGUUCCUCUCUCAUCUCUUGAUCUGGCCCUUGGUUUGAGACCAUUUUGGAUACAUUGCCCCCCCACCCCCCAGGCCUUGAUUUUCAUUUCGCAUUUCCUGGCCUGUCCUCCACUUGUCCAGCCCACCUGUGUCAGAUGGCCCAUGAUUUCCAGUGAAUAAAACUUGGCUUGCUGCCACUCACUGGU